Funneliformis mosseae is the source of this 681-nucleotide messenger RNA. Lineage: Eukaryota; Fungi; Glomeromycota; Glomeromycetes; Glomerales; Glomeraceae. The record is from the annotation of a GenBank genome assembly.
AUGUCGCAAGAAACCGAUGUUUCCAAAGCUAAUAAUAGCUUUUGGAACACUUCGUCACCUGCAUCGUCAUCGUCCAAUAACGGAAAAAAGAGAAGUGCGACAGAAUUAAUAAGCACUUCAUCUAUAAUUCCUACUAUUAACACAGAAAUGACAUGCUUUGUUCCUGACGAAGAUGUGCCUUUGAAAGCCAAUGGUUCAUUAGAUAUCCUUGAAGUGAUAAAGUCAGCCAUAUAUGUCGCAAUAUCGAAAUUUGAAUCUCUUUGGUGUCGCCAAAGUAGCUACAUUAGAGCAAUGUCGACAGUAGAUGUGCAUGCAGCUAGUCCUCAUGCAAUUUUGGGAAUAAUAAUCUUUACGGUUACGCCAUUUCAAAUUGCAUUAGGCUUAUUGGCGAUUUGGGGUUGGCUAAUGUCGAAUCAGCAGCUACUAGGUCGUUCGUCAUUUAAAACAUUUAUGUUUUUAUUAGGGGGUUAUUAUAUUUGUAGCUGUAUGGAAUUUAAUCAAAGGGUUAUGACAGGAGCUUACCUUGUUAUAGCGGAAGGGUUAGUAUUAGAUAUCCAUAAAUGGAUUCUAAUACGUCCAGAUGGACAAAAGAUAUUACAACGUGUCAUUGGGACAGAUAUUACCAACGACUUCUUUUUCAAUCCAUCAGUUGUAACAGUAAUUAAUCAGAACUUAACGUAA